This is a messenger RNA of Closterium sp. Naga37s-1, 1455 nucleotides long. NCBI's taxonomy places the organism in Eukaryota, Viridiplantae, Streptophyta, Zygnematophyceae, Desmidiales, Closteriaceae. The record is from the annotation of a GenBank genome assembly.
AUGCAGCUCCAGCGACGUCCGCGUGAGUCCCUCACGCCCCAGCAGCUUCGUGAGUGGUACGCUCAGAGUAGAGGGUCUCUGAGUACCGUUCGCUGCCCGUACGUCAUUCGCACUGGUGCUCGGACUGGUCAGGCUUGCGGGACGCUCAGUCACACACAGUCCCGCUGCUUCACCCGUCUGAGCGACGCCUGGCGUACCGAGUUUGGCGACGAGGCUGAGCUCCCCGACUGGGUGGAGCUGCUUGGGCAGAGGGUAGAUAUCUUUGCUCUUGACUAUGAUGCUAUUCUCACUGCCAUGUAUGCAUUGCCUACUAGUGCUGACUGUGCCUGUUACCUGUGCGUACCGCCUGACCCAGGUAUAGAGCCUGCUGCUCUAGGUGCUGGUGAGGCUGCUGCUUUAGGGGCUAGUGUGUCUCCUGCUCUAGGUACGGGUGAGGCUGCUGCUCCAGGUGCUGGUGAGUCUGCUCUCUCUGGUACUGCGCCUGCUCAGGCCUUGUACACCUUCACACUUGACUCUGGUGCUUCUCGCUCCUUCUUUCGCGACAGCACCACCCUCACGCCGCUCAGUCGGCCGGUUCCAGUCUCUCUGGCAGACCCCUCUGGGGGUCCAGUCUGUGCGACCUCUUCCACUGUCCUCCCUUGUCCUGCUGUCCCGUCCGGCACACAGUCGGGUCUUCACCUCCCCUCGUUCUCUACGAACUUGGUGGCGGAUCUGGUUCUCCCUCCCCUCCCACCCUCGCCUGCUCCUCCCUGUCUUCCCUCUAUCGAGGGGCGGCAGCGCGCCGCUCCUCACUCCUCCUCGUUCCCUCCCACAGAGGCUCCCCUGCAGACUCUCCACCUGGACGUGUGGGGCACAGCCCGCGUCCGUGGACAGGGCCACGAGCGGUACUUCCUGCUGGUCGUCGACGACUACACGCGUUACACCACGGUCUUCCCCUUGCGCACCAAGGGUGAGGUCCCUGAUGUUUUGAUCCCCUGGAUCCGCGCUGCUCGUCUCCAGCUCCGCGAGCGGUUCGGGACAGAGUUUCCCGUCCUGCGUCUGCACUCUGACAGAGGUGGUGAGUUUUCCUCCGACCUCUUUGUAGCCUUCUGUGAGGAGCACGGCAUCACCCAGUCGUUCACGCUUCCGGCCUCUCCGCAGCAGAAUGGGGUUGCUGAGCGCCGCAUUGGCUUAGUCAUGGAGGUCGCUCGUACCUCCAUGAUCCAUGCGGCUGCCCCCCAUUUUCUGUGGCCGUUUGCGGUCCGGUACACCGCGCAUCAGCUCAACCUCUGGCCCCGUGUCUCCUUGCCGGAGACCUCGCCCACACUGCUGUGGACGGGGAAGGUUGGCGAUGGGUCGCGUUUCCGGGUCUGGGGUGCUCGUGCCUUUGUCCGCGAUACCACCGCGGACAAGCUCUCCGCCCGCGUUGUUCCCUGUGUCUUCCUUGGCUUUGUCCCUGGCGCGCCUGGUUGGUAG